GUUUACCCUUUUGGCCAUCAUCUUAUCUUAAUUUCCUCACCUCUUCAACAAACCGAUGGAUGAUGAGAAAAACCCAGUACGUUUUGGGAUACUAGGCUGUGCUGAGAUAGCAAGAAAAGUGUGCAGAGCCAUAGAUCUCUCUCCCAAUUCAAUCCUUCACGCGAUCUCCAGCCGUUCGACUGGAAAAGCAAAACAAUUUGCCAUUAAAAACAGCCUGUCGGAAUUGGUGAAGGUGUAUGGCAGCUAUGAGGAGGUUUUGGAUGAUUCGUCUGUGGAUGCGGUGUACAUUCCACUGCCAACAAGCCUUCACCUGAAAUGGGCUGUGUUGGCGGCAGAGAAGAAGAAGCAUGUGCUACUGGAAAAACCAACGGCUCUUGAUGUUGGGGAGCUGGAUCGGAUACUUGAAGCUUGUGAAUGCAAUGGUGUGCAGUUCAUGGAUGGAAGUAUGUGGUAUCACCAUCCUAGGACAGCAAGGAUGAAGGAGUUACUUUCGGAUCCUAACCUCUUUGGUGAAGUUAGAAUGAUCUACAGUUCCUCGUCAUUCGUGCCACCUCCAGAAUUUUUUGAGAACAACAUCAGAACAAAAGCAGAUUUAGAUGGCUUCGGAGCAUUAGGAGAUGCUGGCUGGUAUUGCAUUGGAGCGAUUUUAUGGGCAAUGAAUUAUAAACUACCGACCACUGUCACAGCUUUACCUGCAACAACUCUAAACUCCAAUGGAGUCAUCAUGUCCACCACAGUUUCCAUUCACUGGGAACAAGAGGGAACAGUUGCAACCUUUUACUGCUCAUUCCUAGCACAUGAGACGAUGGAUGUAUCCGUCUUGGGAUCCAAAGGGUCAUUCCAUGUAGAAGAUUUGAUCAUUCCUUAUGAAGAGAGUUCUGCUUCGUUUAAUUUUACAUCCGGUGCAUCUUUUGUUGAUCUUCAUCUUGGGUGGAAUAUGACAGAGCAAGAAGUUCGAAUUCACAACGAGCUUCCACAAGAGGCUUUGAUGGUUAAAGAGUUUUCAAGGCUGGUUAAAGGAAUAAAGGAUUCUAGAAUGGGACCAGAUACAAGGUGGGGUGGCAUUAGCAGAACAAGUCAAGUUGUUUUGGAUGCUGUGAAAGCAUCUGUGGAUAGUGGUUCUAAAACCGUGUAUAUUUGAUCACGUUUCAUGGAGGCUCACUCCAAUGGUCCUUUAUUGUUGCGAGAAAAAAAAUUUGAGCACAAACAUUUCUUCUUUUUAAAAGUGACUUCGUUAUCCUUAUUCACAGAUCAUAUAUAUCUUCUACUUCUUUCAAGUUAUUUUGUAUCUUA
Messenger RNA from Cynara cardunculus var. scolymus (artichoke), 1293 nucleotides. RefSeq lists its product as uncharacterized. Lineage: Eukaryota; Viridiplantae; Streptophyta; Magnoliopsida; Asterales; Asteraceae. The coding region runs from base 56 to 1141 and encodes 361 amino acids. The record is from RefSeq and is a predicted model, not a curated record. Gene Ontology annotation, molecular function: nucleotide binding. The transcript has 2 exons.